UCUCAGCUGCCAAACACGUGACCGGUCGCUUGGGCUUGGCCAAAGCUCUCUGCUUGCUGUCGCGUUUCCCUGGCGCCUGAUUGAAAGUAUCUCCAACCUACGCAGUGCCUCAAAGCCCAUCAAUUGCGUCGUCGAGGUUCCACCAACUUCAUCGUCGAUCCUCGUAUCCCAUCUGAAAACGAGUAGAGAAGGCAUACACACCUUGCCUAUCCGCUUAUUUUGAACGGCUCGAGGCCUUUUUCCCAGGUCUGAAGCUGAGUAGUCAAGAUGGGCCAAAAUCAGUCUGGAAUGGGCGGUGGCCAGGAUGGCAAAGAUGAGAAGGAUAAGAAGAAGGAAAAACCCAAAUACGAGCCUCCUCCCCGACCGACGACCCGCGUCGGGCGAAAGAAGAGGAAGGCCGGCGGCAUGGGCGCCGCGGCCAAACUACCGCCCGUCUACCCGACGAGUCGAUGCAAGCUGCGCCUCCUUCGGAUGCAGCGCAUCCACGAUCACCUGCUGCUCGAAGAGGAGUAUGUUGAGAACCAGGAGCGGCUGCGCAAGGCCAAGGCCGCCAAAGACAGCAACGCACCGAGCUCCGAGCUCGACGCCGCCGACCGACUUGCCGAUGAGCGUGGCCGUGUCGACGACAUGAGAGGCAGCCCCAUGGGGGUCGGUACUCUCGAGGAGAUGAUUGACGAUGACCACGCCAUCGUGUCCAGCACCACGGGGCCUGAAUACUACGUCAGCAUCAUGAGCUUCGUCGACAAAGAUCUCCUCGAGCCCGGCGCCAGCGUUCUUCUGCACCACAAGAGCGUCAGCAUUGUUGGUGUCUUGACGGAUGAUACGGACCCGCUGGUGAGCGUCAUGAAGCUCGACAAGGCGCCGACCGAGUCGUACGCGGAUAUUGGUGGCUUGGAGCAGCAGAUUCAGGAGGUCAGAGAGUCGGUUGAGCUGCCUCUCUUGCAUCCCGAGCUCUACGAGGAGAUGGGCAUCAAGCCGCCCAAGGGCGUCAUCCUCUACGGCGCUCCGGGGACAGGAAAGACCCUGCUGGCAAAGGCUGUCGCGAACCAGACAUCCGCCACCUUCUUGCGUAUUGUGGGGAGCGAGCUGAUUCAGAAAUAUCUCGGAGACGGGCCUCGCUUGGUUCGACAACUCUUCCAGGUCGCUGCGGAGAAUUCACCCUCCAUCGUAUUCAUCGACGAGAUCGAUGCCAUUGGCACGAAGCGUUACGAGUCUACAUCCGGGGGUGAGCGUGAAGUCCAGCGGACCAUGUUGGAGCUGCUCAACCAGCUCGAUGGGUUCGACGACCGCGGAGACGUCAAGGUCAUCAUGGCGACCAACAAGAUCGAGACGCUCGACCCGGCCCUGAUCCGCCCCGGGCGUAUCGACCGAAAGAUCCUCUUCGAGAACCCCGACCAGAACACCAAGCGCAAGAUCUUCACCCUGCACACGAGCAAGAUGUCUCUCAACGAGGACGUCGACCUCGAGGAGUUCAUCGCCCAGAAGGACGACCUCUCGGGCGCCGACAUCAAGGCCAUCUGCUCCGAGGCUGGCCUCAUGGCCCUCCGUGAGCGGCGGAUGCGCGUGCAGAUGGCCGACUUCCGUGCGGCCCGCGAGAGGGUUCUGCGCACCAAGCAGGAGGGUGAGCCAGAGGGCCUGUACUUGUAGAUGGGGGCUUUUGUAUGUACGAUCACUGUAAAAGCGGUCAUCGGGAGGGGUUCACAUGCGAUACAGUUAGCGUCAUUAAUAGAUGAUUCGGGGCGUUGUGCCUCCUCGUUGACCUGAAGAUUUCUUGCACUUGACCAUCGUCACCCAAGCAUUUACCGAUGAUCCCCUGUCAAAACCCCCUGUUGCGACCGUUAUAGACACGACCCUGUUCCUGGCCGCCCACCUG
Messenger RNA from Phialemonium atrogriseum, 1873 nucleotides. Its product is annotated as P-loop containing nucleoside triphosphate hydrolase protein. Gene Ontology annotation, biological process: proteasome-mediated ubiquitin-dependent protein catabolic process. Bases 268 to 1647 code for a protein of 459 amino acids. Gene Ontology annotation, cellular component: proteasome regulatory particle, base subcomplex. The transcript is spliced from 4 exons. The record is from RefSeq and is a predicted model, not a curated record. Gene Ontology annotation, molecular function: proteasome-activating activity; ATP hydrolysis activity; ATP binding. NCBI's taxonomy places the organism in Eukaryota, Fungi, Ascomycota, Sordariomycetes, Cephalothecales, Cephalothecaceae.